Molecule: messenger RNA, 7224 nt
Organism: Dreissena polymorpha
Lineage: Eukaryota; Metazoa; Mollusca; Bivalvia; Myida; Dreissenidae
Exons: 4
Coding region: 168-1628 (486 amino acids)
Source: RefSeq, a predicted model, not a curated record
GUCCGUUUAAACUCGAUAAACUCCGCAACGACUUACCGGAAAUAACAAAUCAAAAUAACGGAAAACACCGAAAUUUGGUAAACAAAGGGCGGUCAUUUCAGAUUUUGAAGUGCGAAAAAUAUUAAGUUUAAUGAAUGCUCGAUGUUAUAGCGUAGAGUAAUUAGAUCAUGAAGGUGAUGUCAAAAAAGAAUAUGCAAGCAAGGUCUUCAGUUACUUCGAGGAAAUCUUCCACAGAUUCGCCUCAGUGGACCUCGGCCAAGGAUAUUUUCAAGAGUCCCAAAUCUCCUUCUCCAAUUGCAAAGAGGACUAGAAGGACAUCUGUAUAUCACAGAGCUGCAAACCCAUCAGAAUUUAAGAUGCCAGCUUCAAAACUUCUCUCCCCUCCAAAAAUCAGCGGAACCAGGCGGUCUUCAAUCUACCAGCGGAAACCUGGACUGAUCCAGUCACCCCCAUCCACUAGAACUAGGAGGCAGUCCAUGUAUGUUUCCUCAAAGGUGAGGCAAACAGAUGUGGACUUCUUUUCGAAAGUUUGGACCACCCCAGCAAAACAGGCUGAAACUAUACAGGAAGUUGUUACUACUGGAGGUUCGAAGUUAGACGAAAGGAUUGCAGUGUCUUCUAAUACGAAAACUCCUGCAGCCAAAAAGCAGAUUAAAACACCCAAGUCUACUUCUGCACAGAAAGAGAAAAGAAGCAAAACACCCAAUGUAUUAAAAGCCUCUCCUACUUUCGAUGAAUCUUUGAAUGAAAUUUCAAAGUCCCCCAUAAUUCCCUUUACAAAAAAUCUGAAAACACCAAAAUUAACAAAGAAGGCACCUUCUAGCCAAUCUCCUGAACUUACCAUGACUAAAGAGAAAAAAUCUUUUGAAGAACGCUUCAAUGCCACCUCAACCCCUUUGAAAUCACUUGAAGAAAUCACAGGAAUUAAUGGAAAAUCCUUUUAUGGAACACCAUCUGAAAAUCCUACACCAAGCGUCAGAACUGAUGAUGUGUUUGUUUUCUCCGCCAUUCCUUCUUCAGUGAAAAAGUCUGCUAGAAAGUCCAUCAAAACACCUAGGGCUACACCAAAUCUGAGAUCCCUGAAAACCCCCCAAACACUACCUAGGUCUGAUGUCACUAGUCCUGUUGUAGGUAAAUUGUCUGAAAGGAAAACUCCAGCAGUUAAGCGCAAACGCACACAGUCUGAAAACAGCCCCACCUCAGAUGCCAAGCUGAUUAAACUGAGUCCAGAUUCAAGCCUUAAGCCACUGGCAUCAAAGUCUGCCAAGAAAGUCUCAAAGAAAUUGGAUGCAAGCCAAGUGCUCACCAAAGUGAAGAUUCCACUGUCACCAGUUGAGAUGACCACAGUUCUCGAGUCAGCAAAGAAAGUGCAGAAGAGGAAGGCCUCAGAAUCGCCGACUUCUAGACCGUGUAAGCAAGCUAAAGUUUCUCCAAGCCUUGAUGAAGCUGCUGCCCCCAGGGUAGUGAAAGUAGCCAAGAGAACAUCACCAUCAAAGCUGGCAGAAUUUGCAGUGGGUAAUCUGUCAAACAACUCCGCUACAGCUGAGAAAGAAACAGUUGGUGAAGCCAGUCUCCUGAAUGAAACAUUUGCAACUGACAGCAGAAGCAGCCGAUGUACCAUUCUUUAGAAUGUGGACUCACCUAAUACUAUAACAGACUCAUUUAUAUAUGUAAAUUGUUUGAUAUUUUUGCCUUUUAAUUAUUAAGUAUUUCUAUUGCAAAGAACUGAUCUUAGGAAUUUUCUUCUGUCACAACAACUUUUUUUUGUCAAUUAAUUUUUCAUUAAUAUAAUAUUCAUUGCAAUAAUUGAUCUCAGAAUAUGGAUGUAGCUUGUAACAACAUUUUUUUGUCAUCACAGUUUAAAUUUUGUUCUUCGUAUUGUAUAUAACAUUGCAUUUACAUUUUUGCUUAUUAAGAUCUUUCACGGUUUAUGUCUUAAAGUUUUUGCAAGAAUUGGAAUGCUAGUGCCAUGAAUUUCUGUUGUAUUAUUUAUGUAAAUAACUUUUAAUGUUCUUGGAAGAUUGAUCCCAUUGUGUUUGGAUGAAAUGGCAGCUGUUGUUUAGUUUAUUUUUUGAACAUGUACUAUGAUGUCACGGCUUUAAAGUUUGUGAUUUCACUCUACAUAUUGAUUUUAAUAUAUUCUAUGCCAUGAGGUUUUACGUUAUUGUGUUUGUUUAUUAAGGGUUAGGUUGAUCAAUUAUUUCCUUUUUACUGUCAAAUAAUUGUUAAGCACUCAAAGCCCUUUAAAUGUUAAUAUUGUUAAACAAUUUUGUGUUUUAAGAUCUUUUAAUUAAUGAAGUUAUUUUACAAAAAUUGUUAAGAAUGCAAGUUGAUCAGCAUGUUACAUUGUAUUGUGUUUAUGUACCUUAUUAUGAGGUUUCAAAUAUUUAAAUAUUCAAAACAAAGGAAAAGAAAAAUGUGUUUCCAAAAUUGUGUGUAGAUGACCAUUUAUUUCAAACAUUCUGUACAAUAAAAUAUAAAUUUAAAAUUGCUGUGAUUACUUGCAUCAGCAUUUUUAUCUGAUAAUCAGGAAUCUAAUAGCAAUUGUCCUUUUUAUACGCCCGUUUUGAAAAAACGGGACGUAUUAUAGUUUCAUCCUUGGUGGGCGGCGGCAUCCACAGCAGUGUCGGCUCUCUAAUGCAAAUAGUUUUCAUCCGAUCUUCACCAAACUUGGUCAGAAGUUGUAUCUAGACAAUAUCUAGGUCAAGUUCGAUUAUGGGUCAUGCCUGGUUUUAAACUAGGACAUGGGGUCACUUAGUGCAUUGAAGGAUUCAGCAUGGUUUCCGCUUCUAAUUGAAGUAGUUUUCAUCCGAUCUUCACCAACUUUGGUCAGAAGUUGUGCCUUAAUUAUAUCUAGGUCACGUUCAAAUAUGGGUCAUGUCGGCUCAAAAACUAGGUCAUUUUGUCACUUUGUGCAUUUCAAGCAUUUAGCAUGGUGUCCGCUCUCUAAUUGAAGUAGUUUCCAUCUGAUCUUCACCAAAUUUGGUCAGUAUUUGUGUCUAAAUAAUAUCUAGGUCAAGUUCAAAUAUGGGUCAUGCCGGGUCAAAAAAUAGGUCACUUAGUGCAUUUCAAGCAUUCAGCAUGAUGUCCAAAACCUUCAAACGGGCAUAUCUUGUGACAGUUUGGCACUCUUGUUGUCCUUCCGUUUGUGACAGUUACUAGUAUAUUGGCCUGUUUGGUAACAAUUUGAUUUGACAGUUUAUUGACAAGCAUAUUGAUUUUAUGUAGGACUGUUCACAUGGAUAUUGGAGUGUAACGUGAGUCGUCGCAUAUAUAUUGGACUGUUUCGUGAUCGGUAUAUUGGACUGUUUCAUGACCGAUAUAUUGGACUGUUAAGUGAUUGGUAUAUAGCGCUGUUUCAUGACAAGCAGAUUGUAUUAUUUCGUGACUGGAACAUUGUACGGAUUCGUGACUGUUAUUGUAUUGUUUCAGGACAGGCAGGGUGUAGUUUUUAUGUCCCCCACUAUAGUAGUGGGGGACAUAUUGUUUUUGCCCUGUCUGUUGGUUUGUUUGCGCCAACUUUAACAUUUUGCAAUAACUUUUGCUAUAUUGAAUAUAGCAACUUGAUAUUUGGCAUGCAUGUGUAUCUCAUGGAGCUGCACAUUUUGAGUGGUGAAAGGUCAAGGUCAUCCUUCAAGGUCAGAGGUCAAAUAUAUGUGGCCAAAAUCGCUCAUUUUAUGAAUACUUUUGCACUAUUGAAGAUAGCAACUUGAUAUUUGGCAUGCAUGUGUAUCUCAUGGAGCUGCACAUUUUGAGUGGUGAAAGGUCAAGGUCAUCCUUCAAAGUCAGAGGUCAAAUAUAUGUGGCCCAAAUCGCUUAUUUUAUGAAUACUUUUUGCAAUGUUGAAGAUAGCAACUUGAUAUUUGGCAUGCGUGUGUAACUUAUGGAGUUGCACAUUUUGAGUGGUGAAAGGUCAAGGUCAUCCUUUAAGGUCAGAGGUCAAAUAUAUGUGGCCCAAAUCGCUUAUUUUAUGAAUACUUUUGCAAUAUUGAAGAUAGCAACUUGAUAUUUGGCAUGCAUGUGUAUCUCAUGGAGCUGUACAUUUUGAGUGGUGAAAGGUCAAGGUCAUCCUUCUAGGUCAAAUAUAUGGGUCAAAAUUGCUCAUGUAAUGUAACUUCUGCAAUAUUGAAGCUAUCAAUUUUAUAUUUGACAUGCAUGUGUAUCUCAUGGAGCUGCACAUUUUGAGUGGUGAAGGGUCAAGGUCAUCCUUCAAGGUCAAACGUCAUAUAGGGGAACAUUGUGUUUCACAAACACAUCUUGUUCGUUACAGGUUGUUCACACUUUUCCGUUUAAACCCACCACUGUUAACUACAUCUUUAAUAUUUGUUUUUGGAACCUCACUUUUACCUAGACUUAAUUUGGAAUGAUUAAAUUCAUUAUUUCCAGGGUUAUCUAGACUGCCCAGUUUGUCAAGUACCAGAACUGCUUUGGUCAUUCGAUAGAUGAUGCAUUUGACCUUCCCAAAUUCGCCCAUAUCAGUCAUUCUGAGUUAGAUCUUAUUUGAAUUAAGAUUUCUAAUCAUUAUAGCGCCCAUCCGUAUUUGACUUGCAAAAAAGAACAUUGACCUUCUCCAAUAACUUAAAAUUGUUCAAAUGGGGUUACCAGAAACAAGGUGAACCAUCAACCAGUGAUAUGUGAUGUGUAUUUAAAAUGUUUAGACGAUUCGAACGGUGUUAUGAAAACAAAAGAAUACUUGGCGAUAAUGCCGGUUGAAAUCUAAUACAUUUAAACACGAAUCGUCUGAAAUAAGACAUGUCUAAUUAAUAUUUCUUUAAUUGUGAAGUCUUUACAAAACUAUCCUGCAAUAAAUCAAAGCCUUAAAAGGUAGUUUUGUUAGAUUUCAAUUGUCUGGUAUAUUGUUUGUGUAAGGGGUUUCAUACUUUUCAACAUAUUGCGUUUCUCAAGCAAAGUCGGACUGUAUCGCAGUUGAUUAGCUUGUGACGAUGAAUGAAAACAUCAUUUUGAAUGAUAGAAAUUAAUUGCUGCGUUGAAUAAGACCGAGUUCGUGAAAAUCGCUGCACAAUUGAUGAAGUUAUUGCUGUUCAACGCGAUGCACCCUGUUGUCGGAUGAUUUUGAGUUAAAUACCUUGUUAUAUAGUUAUUUGAUAGUGAAUUUAUUUAUUUUAUUCAGAAAAGUUGUUGUUGUUUUUUCGUUAUAAUUUGAUUAUUUGUCAUUCAAAAUGAUGUUUUCACUUAUUAAUAUCUUAGCCAUGCGCUAACCACAUGUGGACUGUAUAAGCGCGGUUCUCCAAUUGAAAACAUAACUCCCUAACACAUGUAUCACAUUUAACAUGUUGUCAGUAUUUAUUUGUAACUUUCAGUAAUGCCCCGGGCCAAAUUUGAUAUUACGCAAAAGAAAAUUGUUAUUUUGACAAGUAAUAACCAAAGCCCUCGGCUUUAUUAUGUGUGUUUUCUCUUUGGUGCAUUAAGGUUACGCUGUUAUAAACAUCGCAUGUACAUGAACCCAUACCUAUACUGUGAAAAUGUUUUAUAACUUGAAUUUGCGGUACACAUUUAAUUAUCAAUUGCCUAUGCUCAUGCGCACUUCAAGGAUUUGCGGUUAACCUUCAAAUUUUAAAACUUUAGUUAAAAAAAUGUGCUUACCUUAAAAAUGGUGCUGCAUGAUAUUUUUUGUUAUAAACAAUGUCCAUUGUCUAAAAUCUCGGGUCGAAUACCCCCCCCCCCCCGCCCCCCAAAAGAAUGUUUCCACGUGUAUUGUUUCUUCUACAGAAUACACUAUUUAUCAAAAUUAAAGGAAGAUAACCCCAUUUAAGGAACAAAACACACCAUUGAAAGUAUAUUGGUUUUAUUAGCUCGGCUGUUUUCGGAGAAAACCCGAGGUGUUGUCAUAGCCAGCUCGUCGUCCCGUGCUGCCGUCCGCGUCGUGCUAAAACCUUCACAUUGGCUCUAAAAUGAAAGUGCUUCCACCUACAACUUUGAAACUUCAUAUGUAGCUGCACCUUGGUAAGUUUUACACGACCAACCCAUUUUUGGGUCACUAUAUGUAAAGGUAAAUGUCACUGUGACCUCUAAUAUGAAAUUUUAACAUAGACACUAAAAUCAAAAUGCUUCCACCUCAACUUCGAAACUUUAUAUAUAGAUGCACCUUGGUGAGUUCUACACGCCACAUCCAUUUUGGGGUCACUAGGUCAAAUGUCAAGGUCACUGUAACCUCUAAUAUAAAACUUUUACAUAUGCUCUCAAAUCACAGUGCUUCCACCUACAACUUUUAAACUUCAUAUGUAGAUGCACCGUGAUUAGUUCUACACGCCACACCCAUUUUUGGGUCACUAGGUUAAAGGUUAAGGUUACUGUGACAUCUAAUAUAAAACUUUAACAUAGGCUCUAUAAUCAAAGUGCUUCCACCUACAACUUUGAAACUUCAUAUGUAGAUGCACCUUGAUGAGUUCUACAGGCCAAACCCAUUUUUGGGUCACUAGGUCAAAGGUCAAGGUCACUGUAACCCACAGUAAUUCAUUUACUUUCAUUUAUUGAAAACUGCACCCACAGCCGAGCGAUGGCACCCGCUAUGCGGUGCUUUUGUUAAAAUCCAUACACAUCAGACUCCCGUUGUACAUGCUAUUAAAGAGGCAUUGAUGCCGGGGCGACUCCUGCAAGUAGGCGUGGUCAUUGCAAGCUACACCACAAUCCCUGCUUUUUAAGCAAUUAAUGCAUGAUCUACAUAUAAUUCUCUCAACAUAAACCCAUUCAUUCACACGCAAUUCAUGAUAACAAAUUACACGAUGCAUUUAUCAGACAUUAUGAACAAAGUUUAUCAAAUCAAAGAAUUACAAAUGGAAACAUUUUAUCCAUGAAAAUAAAAUAGCACGUAAUGGUCUCAAACAAUUUCCAUUAAUCGUUCACUUGACAUUAAAGCCGCCCGAAUUGAUGUUGGUAUAUUUUUCAAUUUGUGUUACGUGUCGCAACCAAACUGGAUGUAAAUCAAUGCCAUUGUAUUGGUCAUUUGACACCCGAAUCAUGAUACACGUGUCAGUAGAAAUUUACUAGCAUUCGCGGGGUGAGCACCAAGUGUGCUGUUCAUUAUCAGAUAAUCAUCGAGGUUAUCGCCAAUUACGAUUUUUGACUCUGAGAUAUGGAACGCAAUAGCAGUCUUACGUUGUUAAUAUCUUUCUUCUUUAGAAGGUGUCUUAUUAUGUCAAAUCGUCGUGAUAUUUUGUCAAUACGUGGUGUUGACUUGUCAAAAUAAAGUCUUAUGAUGUCAAA